This is a messenger RNA of Verticillium dahliae VdLs.17, 2379 nucleotides long. Its product is annotated as DNA repair helicase RAD25. Gene Ontology annotation, molecular function: ATP binding; hydrolase activity; 3'-5' DNA helicase activity. Gene Ontology annotation, cellular component: nucleotide-excision repair factor 3 complex; transcription factor TFIIH holo complex; transcription preinitiation complex. Gene Ontology annotation, biological process: nucleotide-excision repair; transcription initiation at RNA polymerase II promoter. The coding region runs from base 1 to 2379 and encodes 792 amino acids. NCBI's taxonomy places the organism in Eukaryota, Fungi, Ascomycota, Sordariomycetes, Glomerellales, Plectosphaerellaceae. The transcript is spliced from 2 exons. The record is from RefSeq and is a predicted model, not a curated record.
AUGCCUCCGAAACGCAAGGCUAUCGGUGCCGUCACAGGCGGUGGCAAGGUUGGUAAAGGAUCACGAGUCUCGACGCCAGCUGGAGCUGCCACCCCGAGGAGCAUUGGUAGCGACAAUGAGUCUUCCGCGGCGGAGGCGUUGAGCGAGGGAGAGGAGGACGUGAACAUUGAGAAGAACGUGGGCCAUUUCUCCGUAGAAGGAUACGAGCGCCCCUCAAAGUCUGCGACCUCGCACAUCUUUGGCAAGCGCGAUUACUCGUACCUCAAUCUGAAGCCGGACUUUCAGAACAGACCGCUGUGGAUCGAUGCGAGCAAAGCGAGGAUCUUCCUCGAGAGCUUCAGCCCCCUUGCCCAGCAGUGCCAGGACUUCCUCAUCACCAUUGCCGAGCCCAUCUCCCGACCUUCCUUCGUUCACGAGUACGCCCUUUCGCCUCACAGUCUAUAUGCUGCCGUUUCCGUCGGUCUAUCGCCCGCCGAUAUCAUCAAUACCCUCGAGCGGUUCCUCAAGACGCCGCUGCCUAAACAAAUUCGAGAAUUCAUCGAAGGAUGCACAGCCAGUUUCGGCAAGGUCAAGCUCGUCUUGAAGAAUACCAAGUACUUCGUUGAAAGCGCAGACCCUGUCGUCUUGCAGAAGCUGCUGCAGGACCCCAUCAUCGGACCUCUCCGAACCCACACAGGCAGUGGCGCGAUCACGACCACCGCUGCUCCGAAGCAGGCGCCCCUCGUCAUCCCUGGCACUACCAACGCCGCCGGCGUGCGUCAGGCAGGACAAGCGAACAAUGCACAAGGCGCCGACGCCGAUAAGGCCAAGGAGGACGAGGUGUAUGCUGCGUUGAACGACGAUGAUGACGAGGAGGCCGAAUUCACGCAUUCUUUCGAGAUUCCGGAUUCUGCUGUUGAGGAUGUCCAGAAGAGGUGCCUUGAUCUGCAAUAUCCCGUGCUUGAGGAGUACGACUUCAGGAAAGACGAAUUUAACGCGAACCUGGAGAUCGACCUGCGGCCUGGCGCGCAGAUUCGUCCGUACCAAGAGAAGAGUCUGAGUAAGAUGUUUGGUAACGGUCGUGCCAAGAGUGGAAUCAUCGUCUUGCCAUGUGGCGCUGGCAAAACGCUCGUCGGUAUCACGGCGGCGUGCACAGUGAAGAAGGGUGUCAUCGUGCUCUGCACGAGCUCCAUGUCGGUUGUCCAAUGGCGAAACGAGUUCCUGAAAUGGUCCAACAUCAAGCCGGAGGACAUUGCGGCCUUCACGUCAGACAACAAGGGACAGACCUUUACGGGCUCUACGGGCAUCAUCGUGACGACCUACUCGAUGGUAACGCAGACCAGGGAGAGGUCGCAUGAGGCGAAAAAGAUGAUGGACUUCCUCCAGCAUCGCGAGUGGGGCCUCAUGCUGCUCGACGAGGUCCACGUCGUACCGGCCAAUAUUUUCCGAAAGGUGACAUCGUCAAUCAAGACGCACUCCAAACUCGGUCUCACGGCUACGCUUCUUCGUGAGGAUGACAAGAUUUCGGAUCUCAACUUUCUCAUCGGCCCCAAGCUGUACGAGGCGAACUGGAUGGAGCUGUCACAACAAGGUCACAUUGCCCGUGUGCAGUGUGCCGAGGUGUGGUGCUCCAUGCCCACAGAAUUCUACGACGAAUACUUGAAGGCACCACCUAGAAAGCGAUCGCUGCUCUACAUCAUGAACCCGGCCAAGUUCCAGGCGUGCCAGUAUCUGAUCAACUACCACGAAUCGCGGGGCGACAAGAUCAUCGUCUUCUCCGACAACGUGUAUGCCCUCAAAGCCUAUGCGAUGAAGCUGAAAAAGGUCUUCAUCUACGGCGAGACCGGCCAGGCAGAGCGGCUGCAAGUGCUGGAGAACUUCCAACACAACCCGCAAGUCAACACGCUCUUCCUGUCUAAGAUUGGAGACACGUCGCUUGACUUGCCCGAGGCCACAUGCCUCAUCCAAAUCUCGUCCCACUACGGUUCCCGACGUCAGGAGGCGCAACGUCUCGGCCGUAUCCUGCGAGCGAAGCGCAGGAACGACGAAGGCUUCAACGCCUUUUUCUACUCGCUCGUGUCUAAGGAUACCUCCGAAAUGUUCUUCUCCUCGAAGCGCCAAGCCUUCCUGGUUGACCAGGCCGAGCGCCGGGAGCUCCUGGAAAAGGUGCUCGUCGAGAACGUGGGCAACGAGGAGGAAUUCGUCGACGACCUGUUUCACUCGGGCACCAUGGGACGCAAGCCUAAGAAGAAGGGCGCCCGACGCACGGCGGGCAUGCUUGGGGAUCUCUCUGGUGGCCAGGACAUGGCCUACAUUGAGCAGAACAAGAAGACGAAGACCAAGAAGGGCGAGAGCAGCGCUUUCUUCCGGAAGAUCCAGAGGCAAGCGGCGAAGAAGUGA